AAGAGAAGUAUAGGAAAGAAAGAGGGAGAUAGAGAAAGAAAGAUUGAGAGAAAGAGCAAAGAAAACGAGAAAGAGAGUGAGAGACAAAGAGAGAAAAGAGAGAGAGAGAGAGAAAAUGGAAUUUCUCUAUUUCACAUGUCCUCACUUUCUUCAUUACAGAUUAAUAAACCUAUUGAUGGAUCUGGAACAACUCCUUUAAUGUGGGCCUGUGUAAGGGGCACCGAUAGAAGAAUCAUCGAAAUAUUGAUAGAAGAAGGAGGAGAUGUGAGAUCGAAAGACAGAUGGGGUCAGACAGCUUUACAUUGGGCUGUGUCGAGGAAUCACCUUCAUGCAGUGGAGAUCUUACUAUCUCGGGGCAGUGAGGUUAAUCCUCGAGAUGACUAUGGUCGCACACCGCUGCACUGGGCCUGUGAUCAGGGAUACUUGCACACUGCCGAGCUGUUGUUGGGUCACAAUGGCAUCGAUGUCAAUGUGGUAGACAACAAUGGAGACACACCACUGCAUAAGGCAGUUCGGGGCCAACGCUAUGGUGUUGUGUCUGUGAUGCUGAACAAGGUUAGUUAAUAAAUAUAUAUUAUAUACACUCUCCAGUAUCUUAUCGAUCUUUAUAAUAUAAAUAUUACCAAUGUACCAGUAAAAUAAUGGGAAUUGAUUUAAUCACAUGUACUACAAAACACUUGGGUUUGUGGAGGAAUUGUAUAUUGAUCAUGUUGAUGUUGAUAUUAGCGGUGUUGACUGUCCAACUGACCACCACCACUGAUAAUAAUAUCUUUAAUGGUCAAAUAAAACAAGGUCAUUAUGAGAUGAACCAAAAUAUAACAGAUAUCAUGUAUAUAUAUAUAUAUAUAUAUAUAUAUAUAUAUAUAUAUAUAUAUAUAGAGAGAGAGAGAGAGAGAUAGAUAUAUAGGCGCAGGAGUGGCUGUGUGGU
This is a messenger RNA of Octopus sinensis (East Asian common octopus), 928 nucleotides long. Its product is annotated as ankyrin repeat domain-containing protein 2-like. The record is from RefSeq and is a predicted model, not a curated record. The coding region runs from base 136 to 564 and encodes 142 amino acids. Gene Ontology annotation, molecular function: protein binding. The transcript has 4 exons. Lineage: Eukaryota; Metazoa; Mollusca; Cephalopoda; Octopoda; Octopodidae.